Molecule: messenger RNA, 1635 nt
Organism: Spizellomyces punctatus DAOM BR117
Lineage: Eukaryota; Fungi; Chytridiomycota; Chytridiomycetes; Spizellomycetales; Spizellomycetaceae
Exons: 2
Coding region: 278-1597 (439 amino acids)
Molecular function (GO): DNA binding
Source: RefSeq, a predicted model, not a curated record
CAUGUUGUUGUGGUUCGGAGGUUCAUAUUUUGCCCAGUUUAUAUUUCCCAGCAGUGCAAGGGAUAGCCCUUCCUAUCCCGUCCACCCUUUCUUUCUCAAAUUCAUUCGUUUGUCUUGCGGAUUUCUGAAAGGGCCUUUUGAAACCAGAACGUUUUACGCGCGUUUUGUCAGCAGAGUUUAGAAUACCCUUCCAGCUCCGUUUGGUGUAAGCUUCUUUACGUUCCCAUCCUUCCUGUUCGUUGAACACUUUUGGGCCUUUCUCCGCGAUUUUGAAUUCAUGGAAAGGCCACAUUCGAGCGACACAGCUGUUAUUCCGGGGAGCGCACCACCUCCCAGUAUGAGAACGAUUCCUUCGGCAGCGCAACCGACAUUUCACGGUUACGUUGCAUCGACGCAGGAUUGCCUUGUCUUAUUUGAAGCGUGCCGUGUGGGUGUGCUGAAGAGGAUUCAAAGGAGAUUGACCGAACAGGAAAGGGAAAAGUGCAUUAAGAGUGGUUCAGUCUUUGUAUGGGAGGAAGGUGAGAGCGGGAUAAAAAGAUGGACUGAUAGCAAAAGUUGGAGCCCUUCCAGAAUCAAGGGGAGUUUCCUCGUUUACCGCGAGGUAGACGAGGCUACCGCGCGUCGCCGCGCGUCCUCCGUUACCUCGGAUGACGAGCCUUCCUCCCCGAACACGGCUAACCUGGAUCAGGAUCAACGACGCAAGUACUCCUCCGACUCUGGAAAAAGCAACCAAAAACCCUCGCAGCUUCUCACAAAAAAGUCGAUAUCAGUGCGCACCAAAGAAGGCGGAAAAUUACAUGUUGUCUGUUAUUACACAAAGUCUGAUGUAGCAGCUGGGAGGUUGUUGACCCCCCGACAAGAUUCCAACCUUGCACAGUUGGCGGUGCGGGUGGGACUUUAUCCUGAUAUCAUUCCGGAGGUUUCAACAUUAGGACCUGCAGCCCAAAAUACGCCACCGAUGGAAAUAAGCUCGCACGCUCAAACGUCACCAACCGUAACAGAUCAACGUCCAAGAAUCCCGUCUCACCGCAGUAUUCUGCCCCCAUCAUCGACGUAUACUUCUCGUCUUGAUGAACCUCGCACUCCAGAUGCCAUUUACGCUAUCAGCGCUGCAAAAUCCCAAGAGUAUCCGUACCAAAUGUCCCCGGCCCGACGGGACGAAUAUCCAUUCCCAAUUGUUUCAGACGGAGGAGUCAGGCAUCACAAUGUAGAUGGUCCAAUCACGGCACCCACCGUGUCAUCGUAUCCCAAGUAUCCACGUCGAGCCAUGGAGUACCGAGACGGGCCAACGGGAUCGCAGAGAAACUACCGUCUACAUCCCUACCAACGCCAACACUCGAAUUUUUCAGGAUACACCUCCCCGCGCACGACGCACGAUGUACCGGAUCACUUGUUUGCACAUGGUGAGAGGGAAGUGUAUGGAGAUCGAGUUGACCAAUAUUUGACACAGCAACAGCCGUGGACCGCCUCGUCUCCUCAACGACCGCAGCAGCAGCAGCAGCAACAGCAUCAGCAGCAAGCGCCUGGUCCUAGAUUGCCGCCAUUGAGAAUGGCUUUGUCGAGGGCAGAUGAGGAAGGGCGGUGGCGGGGUUAUUAGAUGGACAUUGCAUGGGAUGGCGGAUAUAUAUACCAAAC